GAGGAUACCAAGCCAAUGCGAUGGCUGGGGCGGGGUUGGGCUCUCUAUAAGUUGUCGAUAGGCGGGCACUCCGCCCUAGUUUCUAAGGAUCAUGUCUGCGAGUCAGGAUUCCCGGUAAGAAAGACAUUUCCAAGACAUUGUGGUUACUUACCCUGCUGUCCCUUCCGAGGACCCUGCCGGGGGAAGCUGAGAUCUAGAGACAAUGGCCCCGAUGGGAUGGAGCCCGAAGGCGUCAUCGAGAGUAACUGGAAUGAGAUUGUUGACAGCUUUGAUGACAUGAAUCUUUCGGAGUCACUCCUCCGUGGCAUCUACGCCUAUGGUUUUGAGAAGCCCUCUGCCAUCCAGCAGCGAGCCAUUCUUCCUUGUAUCAAGGGUUAUGAUGUGAUCGCUCAAGCCCAAUCUGGGACUGGGAAAACGGCCACUUUUGCCAUAUCAAUUUUGCAGCAGAUUGAAUUGGAUCUAAAGGCCACCCAGGCCUUGGUCCUGGCACCCACUAGAGAGUUGGCUCAGCAGAUACAGAAGGUAGUUAUGGCCUUAGGAGAUUACAUGGGUGCCUCGUGUCACGCCUGCAUUGGGGGUACCAAUGUGCGUGCUGAGGUGCAGAAGCUGCAGAUGGAAGCUCCCCAUAUCAUCGUGGGUACCCCAGGCCGGGUGUUCGACAUGCUUAACCGGAGAUACCUGUCUCCCAAAUACAUUAAGAUGUUUGUACUGGAUGAAGCUGAUGAAAUGUUAAGCCGGGGGUUCAAGGACCAGAUCUAUGACAUAUUCCAAAAGCUCAAUAGCAACACCCAGGUGGUUUUGCUGUCGGCUACAAUGCCCUCUGAUGUGCUUGAGGUGACCAAGAAGUUCAUGAGGGACCCAAUUAGAAUCCUUGUCAAGAAAGAAGAGCUGACGCUGGAGGGUAUCCGCCAGUUCUACAUCAACGUGGAACGAGAGGAGUGGAAGCUGGACACGCUGUGCGACUUGUAUGAAACCCUGACCAUCACCCAGGCAGUCAUCUUCAUCAACACCCGACGGAAGGUGGACUGGCUCACUGAGAAGAUGCAUGCCCGGGACUUCACCGUCUCUGCCAUGCACGGAGAUAUGGACCAAAAAGAACGAGACGUUAUCAUGAGGGAGUUCCGCUCUGGCUCUAGCAGAGUAUUGAUUACCACUGACCUACUGGCCAGAGGCAUCGACGUGCAGCAGGUUUCCUUAGUCAUCAACUAUGACCUCCCCACCAACAGGGAAAACUACAUCCACAGAAUCGGUCGAGGUGGACGUUUUGGCCGUAAGGGUGUGGCUAUUAACAUGGUGACAGAAGAGGACAAGAGGACUCUUCGAGACAUCGAGACCUUCUACAACACCUCCAUUGAGGAGAUGCCCCUCAACGUUGCGGACCUCAUCUGAGAGGGGCUGUUCUGCUACGUAGUCCCAGCCAGGGCUCAGUCCUUGGGGGGCGCUGAGGAGCAGCAGGAGGGGGGAGGGAAGGGAGUCAAGGGAUGGACAUCUUGUCAUUUUUUUUUCUUUUUUUUUUUUUUUCUUUGAAUAAAUGUCACUUUUUGAGGCAAAAGAAGGAACCGUGAACAUUUUAGACACCCUUUUCUUUGGGGUAGGCGCCGUCUCUUCUCCCAAAAACACUAAUCCAUUUCCCUAACCUAGUCAACCUCCAAACCCCAGAGGCUCUCCCCACCCCACCUGAAUUCCUCUGAAAAUGAUUCAGUCCACCUCAUUUGCUGGACCAAAUCUGGAGGGAGAACCCCCGAGUUAGGUGGCCCAGGGGGUUGUCCCCAGGUGGGGGGAGUAGGGGAGAGAAAAUGGUAGCCAUUUUUACAUUGUUUUGUAUAGUAUUUAUUGAUUCAGGAAACAAAGACAAAAUUCUGAAUAAAAUGACUUGGAAACUG
Messenger RNA from Kogia breviceps (pygmy sperm whale), 1883 nucleotides. RefSeq names its product eukaryotic translation initiation factor 4A1 (gene EIF4A1). Gene Ontology annotation, molecular function: ATP binding; RNA binding; RNA helicase activity. NCBI's taxonomy places the organism in Eukaryota, Metazoa, Chordata, Mammalia, Artiodactyla, Physeteridae. The record is from RefSeq and is a predicted model, not a curated record.